This is a messenger RNA of Setaria italica (foxtail millet), 2771 nucleotides long. RefSeq names its product phospholipase D delta. Gene Ontology annotation, molecular function: D-type glycerophospholipase activity; calcium ion binding. The transcript is spliced from 4 exons. Lineage: Eukaryota; Viridiplantae; Streptophyta; Magnoliopsida; Poales; Poaceae. Bases 39 to 2690 code for a protein of 883 amino acids. Gene Ontology annotation, biological process: phosphatidylcholine metabolic process; phospholipid catabolic process. The record is from RefSeq and is a predicted model, not a curated record. Gene Ontology annotation, cellular component: plasma membrane.
GCCCCAGCCAGAACGCGAGCUCCGGCCGGCAUCCAAUAAUGUACAACUCCGGCGCCGGCGAGGCGCUGCUCCUCCACGGCGACCUCGACCUGACCAUCCACGAGGCGCGCGGCCUCCCCAACAUGGACCUCCUCUCCACCUUCCUCCGCCGCCUCUGCCUCUGCCCGCCGGGGAUGGCGGCGAGCCGCGGCCGGCCUGCUGCUAGUAGCCGCUCCAUGCCCGACGACAAAAGCACCCACCACCGCCACCACCACCACCACCUCCACGGCCUCCACCGGCACCACGAGCGCCAGCCGCACGGCCACCUCCUCCACGCGACCUCCGACCCCUACGCCGCCGUGGUCGUGCCGGCGGGGCCCCACCACGAGACGACGCUGGCGCGCACCUACGUCUUCCGCAACUCCGAGGCGCCCAAAUGGGAGGCCAGCUUCCUCCUCCCGCUCGCCCACCGCACCGCCCGCCUCGACUUCCACGUCAAAGACGCCGACCCCUUCGGCUCCGACCUCAUCGGCACCGCCUCCCUCCACGCCGCCGACAUCCUCGCCACCGCCGGCAAGCCCGACCGCUCCGAAUGGUGUCUCAAUCUCGCCCGCCCCGACGGCCGCGGCCGGCGCCCGAUGCCGUUGCCGGGCUCCACCAUCCGCAUCUCCGCCAGGUUCGUCCCGGCGGCGAGGAUCCCGGCGUUCUGGCGCUCAGGUAGCGGUGGGGUCCCGGCGUACUUCCCGCCGCGGCGCGGGUGCGACGUGCGGCUGUACCAGGACGCGCACGUGGCGGCCGGCGAGCUCGACGGCGUGCCAGGGGUGUUCGAGCCGGGCCGGUGCUGGGAGGACCUGUGCCUGGCAGUGCUGGGCGCGCAGCACCUCGUGUACGUGGCAGGGUGGUCGGUGUACACCAAGGUGAGGCUGCUGCGGGAGGCGAUGUCGCUGGAGAUGACGGCGAAGGCGGCGGAGAUGAGCCUCGGCGACCUGCUCAAGUACAAGUCCCAGGAGGGCGUCCGGGUCCUGCUCCUCGUCUGGGACGACAAGACCUCACACGACAACUUCUUCCUCAGAACGAGAGGGGUGAUGCAAACGCACGACGAGGAGACGAAGAAGUUCUUCAAGCACUCGUCAGUGAUCUGCGCGUUGUCUCCGAGGUACCCGAGCAGCAAGCUCAGCAUGGUGAAACAAAAGGUUGUGGGGACGCUGUUCACGCACCACCAGAAGUGCGUGCUCAUCGACACGCCGGCGUCCUCCGACAGCGCCCACCGCCGGAUCACGGCGUUCCUCGGCGGCCUCGACCUCUGCGCCGGUCGCUACGACACGCCCGGCCACUCGCUCUUCCGCGGCCUCGACACCGUCUUCCACGGCGACGUCCGCAACCCCACGUUCGGGGGCGGCGCGGCGGCGGAGGGCCCCCGGCAACCGUGGCACGACAUGCACUGCCGCCUGGACGGCCCGGCGGCGUACGAUGUCCUGACCAACUUCGAGCAGCGGUGGAGGAAGGCCACCAAGCUCCGGGAGGUGUUCGGCAAGGCGUCGCACCGCCGGAAGGACGACUCCCUGCUCAAGCUCGAGCGCAUCUCCUGGAUCCUCAGCCCCUCCGCCGCCGGCGGUGCCACCGACGACGAGCAGCGAGCCCUGCACGCCUUGCCGGAGGGCGACCCCGAGUGCUGGCACGCGCAGGUGUUCCGGUCGGUGGACGCCGGAUCGGUGAAGAGGUUCCCGCGCCCCUGGGAGAGAGCAGAGAUGGAGCGGCGCCACCUGCUGUGCGACAAGAACCUCGCCGUGGAGCAGAGCAUCCACACGGCGUACGUCGCGGCGAUCCGGGCGGCGGAGCGCUUCGUCUACAUCGAGAACCAGUACUUCAUCGGCUCGUCGUACGCAUGGCCGUCGAACGGUCACCCGGGCGCCGCCAACCUUGUCCCCAUGGAGCUCGCGCUCAAGGUCGCCGGCAAGAUCCGCGCCGGCGAGCCGUUCGCGGCGUACGUCGUGAUGCCCAUGUGGCCCGAGGGGGACCCCCGCUCCGCCCCCGCCCAGGAGAUCCUCUUCUGGCAGAGCCAGACCAUGGAGAUGAUGUACAGGGUCAUCGCCGCGGAGAUUGACGAUAAAGGGCUCAAGGACGCGCACCCGCAGCAGUUCCUCAACUUCUACUGCCUCGGCAACCGGGAGCCGCCGCCGGAGGAGGUCGGCGGCGGCGACGACCCCGCGGCGAUGGCUCGGAGGCACCGGCGGUUCAUGGUGUACGUGCACUCCAAGGGGAUGAUCGUGGACGACGAGUACGUCAUCGUCGGCUCCGCCAACAUCAACCAGCGCUCGCUGGCCGGGUCGCGCGACACGGAGAUCGCCGUCGGCGCCUACCAGCCGCACCAAGCCGGCCGCCGGCCACGGGGCAAGGUGUUCGGGUACAGGAUGUCGCUGUGGGAGGAGCACCUGGGGAAGGAGGUCGUCCGGCAGUGGCCGGAGGCGGUGCGGCGGCCGGAGUCGCGGGAGUGCGUCGCCCUGGUGAACGGCGUCGCGCGGGAGAACUGGGAGAGGUACACGGACGACACGGGGCGGGCCGGCGAGCUACGAGGACACCUCAUGAGGUACCCGGUGCUCGUCGGCGCCGACGGCAGCGUUGGGGUGUUGCCGGGGCACGAGACGUUCCCGGACGUCGGCGGGAGGAUCCUCGGGUCCCCCAACAACCUGCCGGAUUACCUGACAAUGUAGCCGUGUGUAGGUCACAAGAGCGCUCACAAUGCAUGCUUCAAUGCAGCACAACCUACGACUGCAUAUGACUUUUUUUCCUUU